AUGAGGGUAGCAUUCUCGAUGUUUGACAAGGAUGGUGAUGGUCUGAUCAGUCUGCAGGAGGUACACGACACCAUGGCCUCUCUGGGCAUCAGAGUGUCAGCCAAAGAUGUAAAACAAAUCGUAAAGAGGGUUGAUUUAGACGGUCGGUUGGUUGUAUGUGAGUUGAGUGAUUGGACGGCCAACAAACUGAAUGAAUCGGUGCUGCAGGAACUGGCUGACGCCUUUCAAGUCUUUGAUAAAGAUAAGGAUGGUUUUCUGAGCGCAGAUGAUUUGAGAUGCACCAUGCAACAGCUCGGUCUGACCUUGACGGAGGAGGACCUCAAAGCCAUGAUGACGUCAGCCAAGAUUGGUCCCAGUGGAAGGAUUUCAUUUGCAGGUAAGUACGGAAGCACUCGUGUGCAAUCUAUAAUAUAA
Molecule: messenger RNA, 414 nt
Organism: Helobdella robusta
Lineage: Eukaryota; Metazoa; Annelida; Clitellata; Rhynchobdellida; Glossiphoniidae
Exons: 3
Coding region: 1-414 (137 amino acids)
Cellular component (GO): cytoplasm; myosin II complex
Molecular function (GO): myosin heavy chain binding; calcium ion binding
Source: RefSeq, a predicted model, not a curated record